Lactuca virosa is the source of this 378-nucleotide messenger RNA. The record is from the annotation of a GenBank genome assembly. Lineage: Eukaryota; Viridiplantae; Streptophyta; Magnoliopsida; Asterales; Asteraceae.
AUGAAGCAAUCAAGAAAGGCUGCAAAAGUUGCUUAUCAAGGAUUGAAGGAGUUGGUUAAAUUUGGAAAGUUUGCUGAAUUUGAAGACACUCCUGCUAUUAAAGUAUCUGAUGAUGAAGAAGAUCAAGAGGAUCAAGGAAAUGAAUUUUUAGAAAAUGAGUUUGAAAAUUUUAUUCAGCAAAGUAUCUUAAUCCCAGAAGAGGAUGUUGUUGUCACUCCUCAGAUCGUAACUGAAAGGGAAAGUGACACAAUGGUGCAAUCUUCCUCACCGACCCCUGAACAGAUGGACGCUCUCAUUGCAGAACUUCAACAAACUACAAGGAAGUCUCCCCAAACAGUUCUUGUUGAUACUGAACCUCCAUCUGGAAGUGAUCCAUAA